Molecule: messenger RNA, 864 nt
Organism: Nicotiana tabacum (common tobacco)
Lineage: Eukaryota; Viridiplantae; Streptophyta; Magnoliopsida; Solanales; Solanaceae
Source: RefSeq, a predicted model, not a curated record
GCUCGUAUUAUUAUACAGCAAAAAAGGUCUUAAUUUCUUAAUCUUCUUCCAACAAUCCAACCCACCAGCCUUCUGAUUCCAACAUCCUUACUUAUCAUCUCUCUGAUUAUCGAUAGGUGACUGACCUUGAAUUUACGCCCUACUUGCUCUUCUCUUCGAGGUGGCAGACAAGCGCUUGGGCAAAAACGGUUUGGAUCUGGAGAUCAGGGACUGUUCUCAAAUCUCCAAUCUUCAUCUAUUACCUGGAAUCUCGCUCUUUGCCUCUUGAUUUAGGCUUGGUGGAAGGUGGAACUGAUUAAGAGAGGAAAAUCCAGAUAUGUCGGCUCUCUUCAAUUUCCACUCCUUUCUGACGGUAGUGCUGUUAGGGAUUUGUACAUGCACUUAUGUGAAGAUACAUUUUCCUGCACUUCUUGAACAGAGAACCGGGUUUCGAGGUUUCUUUUGGAAGGCUGCUAGAAUAGGUGAACGGUUGAGUCCAUGGGUGGCUGUGGGCUGUUUGACGAUGGGUGUUUCAAUAAUCUUCUUCUGACAGAACAAACUGUUUGAACUCAAGAAAGUACACCCUCAGCUGGUGGUAAAUUAGCAGUUGAUUUUGUUUCUUCAUCAAAUGCUUUCUUUGAUUAAAGGAUGACACCAAGCUUGAUGUGAGACCAAUUCCUGCUUUCCUUGAUCACUACUUGUAUCGUGAACUGAAUUUUAGCGUGUAAAAUUAUUGAGCUGUGAUGAGAAGGUUGGAAUCUGUGUUGUCUACUUUAGCACUCAUAAUUUUACUUUAUGUGGUAAUAGCUUAGUCUACAAAUAGAAAUCAAGAAGUCUGAUUUAUUUGUUUGAAUUGAUUAUCAUAUGUCCAGUAUUUGCGUGGUC